UGGACAAUAAAUCAGCUGAACUUUGCUUCCUUCUGGUUGACUAAGUAUAUAAAGCGCACUUCUCAGCCUGCAGCUUCACAGAGCCUGCAGAUUUCACAACUGAAGCAGCACUCAUCACUGUUAAACAUGAAGAUCGUUUUGCUUCUUUGUGCCACCUUUGCUCUGAGCACUGCGACAGAGCCAGUAGAGGAGGUGGCAGCUGCUCAGGAGACGCAUCCAGAUGUGGAGCCGCCGGUGCAGAUGUUGGACAGGAUACAAGAGAAGGAGGAGGUCGGAGUAGAGAUGGGGUCCGUCUUCCCGAGGAUCACCUGUCCACUCGGCUGGGCCAGAUAUGGAAACAGAUGUUUCAUCUUUAUCUACACCCAAAAGACCUGGGCAGAGGCAGAGAACCACUGUUUAAAUAUGAAUACCAACCUCGCCUCCAUCCACAACCUAGGAGAGUACGAUUUCGUCCAGGAGGUCGUGAGGAGCAACACUGGUCGUUUUACUGAAGCCUGGCUUGGUGGCUAUGAUGCUGUUAAGGAAGGCACUUGGCUCUGGAGCGAUGGUGAUUCGUUUUUCUACAGGGCUUGGGGCACUGGCCAGCCUGACAAUUAUCAUAAUAAUGAGCAUUGUCUCGCAAUGAACUACCCAGGUGACUACUACUACUACUGGGGCGAUGAGAACUGUGGGAUCAGGCUUCCCUUCAUCUGUGCAACAAGAUCAGUUUAAAUAUUAAGAAUUCAGGAAAACCUUUAUUCUGAAAAAUAACAGUAUGAAUCACAGGAACUGAUGAUGAUGAUUCUGUUGUUUCUCAAAAUGGUUUUGGGAAAUUGUGGAAAACAAAAUUACAAAAUAA
Larimichthys crocea (large yellow croaker) is the source of this 838-nucleotide messenger RNA. Its product is annotated as ladderlectin-like. Bases 127 to 711 code for a protein of 194 amino acids. The transcript is spliced from 7 exons. The record is from RefSeq and is a predicted model, not a curated record. NCBI's taxonomy places the organism in Eukaryota, Metazoa, Chordata, Actinopteri, Sciaenidae.